UGGUAACGCCGCCGACUCAAAAACAUCAUUUCGUCAUUUAGCAGGCAGCUCUCGUUUUGUGUUUCAUUUUAAAAAUGGCAGACGUAGAAAAGGAGCCCGAGAAGACCAUUGCUGAGGAUUUGGUUGUUACCAAAUACAAAUUGGCUGGAGAAAUUGUCAACAAAACAUUGAAAGCAGUGAUUGAACUGUGCGUGGUGGAUGCCUCUGUGAGGGAAAUUUGCACCAAGGGCGACAAUCUGCUGACUGAAGAAACCGGCAAAGUAUACAAAAAGGAAAAGGAACUGAAGAAGGGCAUCGCAUUCCCAACAUGUCUAUCGGUCAACAACUGUGUCUGUCACUUCUCGCCAGCGAAGAACGAUGCCGACUACACGCUCAAGGCUGGCGAUGUGGUUAAAAUUGAUCUGGGUGCCCACAUUGAUGGCUUCAUUGCCGUGGCCGCGCACACAAUUGUUGUAGGUGCCAGUGCGGACAAGAAAAUAAGCGGACGACAAGCUGAUGUUAUACUGGGCGCUUAUUGGGCUGUUCAGGCGGCGUUGCGUCUGCUUAAAGCCGGUUCCAACAACUACUCAAUCACCGAUGCCGUGCAACAAAUCAGCGAGUCUUACAAGUGCAAGCCCAUUGAGGGCAUGCUCAGUCACGAGCUGAAGCAGUUCAAAAUCGAUGGCGAGAAGACGAUCAUACAGAAUCCGAGCGAGGCGCAACGCAAGGAGCAUGAGAAGUGCACCUUUGAGAAGCACGAGGUCUACGCCAUUGAUGUCAUUGUCAGCACCGGCGAGGGCGUGGGACGCGAGAAGGAUACUAAAGUGUCCAUUUACAAGAAAUCCGAGGAGAACUACAUGCUUAAGCUGAAGGCAUCGCGUGCCCUGCUCGCUGAGGUGAAAACCAAGUACGGCAACAUGCCUUUCAACAUCCGCAGCUUCGAGGAGGAGACCAAGGCGCGCAUGGGUGUCGUCGAAUGCGUUGCGCACAAGAUGAUUGAGCCUUUCCAAGUGCUUUACGAGAAGCCCGCUGAGAUCGUGGCGCAGUUCAAACACACGGUACUGCUCAUGCCCAACGGCGUUAAUCUGGUCACCGGCAUCAACUUCGACGUGGAGAACUACGUGAGCGAGAACAGCAUUGCGCAACCUGAGUUAAAGGAACUGGUUGCUCAGCCAUUGGGACCCGUCAAAGGAAAGGGCAAGGGCAAGAAGGCGGCUAGCGGCACAGCUGCUGCUGUGGCGACAAAAGUGGAAUCGGCGCCGGCCGUUGAGACCAAGGCAUAGACAAGGCCCUGGAUAAAAACCCGAUAAAAUCAAACCACGCCCCCUUAAAGCAACUACAUUGUGAACAAUUGCGCUGCCUACUGCUGCCGCUCCAUUAACUUUUUACGAUAUAGAAUUCGUUGAGUAGUAAAACCAGAUAAAA
Drosophila sulfurigaster albostrigata is the source of this 1404-nucleotide messenger RNA. RefSeq names its product proliferation-associated protein 2G4. NCBI's taxonomy places the organism in Eukaryota, Metazoa, Arthropoda, Insecta, Diptera, Drosophilidae. The record is from RefSeq and is a predicted model, not a curated record. The coding region runs from base 75 to 1262 and encodes 395 amino acids. The transcript has 8 exons.